Messenger RNA from Peromyscus maniculatus bairdii (prairie deer mouse), 2963 nucleotides. RefSeq names its product procollagen-lysine,2-oxoglutarate 5-dioxygenase 1 (gene Plod1). The record is from RefSeq and is a predicted model, not a curated record. NCBI's taxonomy places the organism in Eukaryota, Metazoa, Chordata, Mammalia, Rodentia, Cricetidae. Gene Ontology annotation, cellular component: endoplasmic reticulum. Gene Ontology annotation, biological process: peptidyl-lysine hydroxylation. Gene Ontology annotation, molecular function: iron ion binding; procollagen-lysine 5-dioxygenase activity; L-ascorbic acid binding.
CGGGGCGGGCCCAGUGCGUGGCAGCGCCCGCCGGCCCCGUCGCGAAGUUUCCAGUUCAGCUCGAGUCUCAGUGCCCGCGGAUCGUACCCAGACCUGGCUAUGCGGCCCCUGCUGCUCCUGUCCCCGGUGGCCUGGCUCCUUCUGGCCCAGGCGAAGGACGACGCCAAACUGGAGGACAACCUUCUGGUCCUCACUGUGGCCACGAAAGAGACCGAGGGCUUCCGCCGCUUCAAGCGUUCAGCCCAGUUCUUCAACUACAAAGUUCAGGCACUGGGCUUGGGGGAGGACUGGAGCGCGGACAGCGGACCAUCAGCAGGUGGAGGGCAGAAGGUUCGGCUGCUGAGGAAGGCUCUGGAAAAGCAUGCAGACAAGGAGGACCUGGUUAUUCUCUUCACUGACAGUUACGAUGUGGUGUUUGCCUCGGGGCCUCGGGAACUCUUGAAGAAGUUCCAGCAGGCCAAGAGUCGGGUGGUCUUCUCAGCUGAGGAGCUCAUCUACCCCGACCGGAGACUGGAGGCCAAGUAUCCAACAGUCUCUGACGGCAAGAGGUUCCUGGGCUCUGGAGGCUUCAUUGGUUAUGCCCCCAACCUCAGCAAACUGGUGGCCGAGUGGGAGGGCCAGGACAGUGACAGUGACCAGCUCUUUUACACCAAGAUCUUCUUGGACCCGGAGAAGAGGGAGCAAAUCAAUAUCAGCCUGGACCACCGCUGCCGAAUCUUCCAGAACCUGGAUGGAGCCUUGGAUGAAGUCGUACUCAAGUUUGAAAUGGGCCAUGUGAGAGCGCGGAACCUGGCCUAUGACACCCUUCCAGUGGUCAUCCAUGGCAAUGGGCCCACCAAGCUACAGCUGAACUACCUGGGCAACUACAUUCCGCGAUUCUGGACCUUCGAGACGGGCUGCACCGUGUGUGAUGAGGGCCUCCGCAGCCUCAGGGGCAUUGGGGAUGAAGCUCUGCCCACCGUCCUGGUCGGUGUGUUCAUUGAGCAGCCCACGCCAUUCCUAUCCCUGUUUUUCUUGCGGCUGCUGCGCCUACGAUACCCCCGGAAACAGAUGCGGCUCUUCAUUCACAACCAUGAACAACACCAUAAGCUCGAGGUAGAGCAGUUCCUGGCAGAGCACGGCAGUGAGUACCAGUCCGUGAAGCUAGUGGGUCCUGAGGUACGCAUGGCCAACGCGGACGCCAGGAACAUGGGCGCAGACCUGUGCCGCCAGGACCUGACAUGCACCUACUACUUCAGCGUGGAUGCUGAUGUGGCUCUGACGGAGCCAGACAGCCUGCGGCUCCUGAUUGAGCAGAACAAGAAUGUCAUCGCCCCACUCAUGACCCGCCAUGGGAGGCUCUGGUCCAACUUCUGGGGAGCACUGAGUGCAGAUGGGUACUAUGCCCGCUCUGAGGACUACGUGGACAUUGUGCAGGGGCGGCGUGUCGGCGUCUGGAAUGUGCCUUACAUCUCAAACAUCUACCUGAUUAAGGGCAGUGCCCUGCGGGCUGAGCUGCGGCACGUAGACCUGUUCCACUACAGCAAGCUGGAUGCCGACAUGAGUUUCUGUGCCAAUGUCCGGCAGCAGGAAGUGUUCAUGUUCCUGACCAAUCGACACACCUUUGGCCAUCUGCUGUCCCUGGAUAACUACCAGACCACCCACCUCCAUAAUGAUCUCUGGGAGGUGUUCAGCAACCCUGAGGACUGGAAAGAGAAGUACAUCCAUGAGAAUUACACCAAGGCUCUGGAGGGAAAGCUGGUGGAGACGCCUUGUCCGGAUGUCUACUGGUUCCCCAUCUUCACGGAGACGGCCUGUGAUGAGCUGGUGGAGGAGAUGGAGCACUAUGGCCAGUGGUCUCUGGGUGAUAACAAGGACAACCGUAUCCAGGGCGGCUAUGAAAACGUCCCCACGAUCGACAUCCACAUGAACCAGAUCACCUUUGAGCGGGAGUGGCACAAGUUCCUGGUGGAGUACAUCGCCCCCAUGACUGAGAAGCUCUACCCUGGCUACUACACCAGGGCCCAGUUUGAUCUCGCCUUCGUUGUCCGCUAUAAGCCUGACGAGCAGCCUUCGUUAAUGCCUCACCACGAUGCCUCCACCUUCACCGUCAACAUCGCCCUCAACAGGGUCGGGGAAGAUUAUGAGGGCGGAGGCUGCCGAUUUCUGCGCUACAACUGCUCCGUGAGAGCCCCAAGGAAGGGCUGGGCCCUCAUGCACCCUGGACGGCUCACACACUACCACGAAGGGCUUCCCACCACCAAGGGCACCCGCUAUAUUGCUGUGUCCUUCGUUGAUCCCUAACUGGCCGGUGCCUGCCUGCUUCUGUUAGAUUUUUCUCUUCAUUGACAACUACUGCCCAGCAGCCCCCGGGACCUCUGGGCCCCAAGGAACCCAGUCCAACCUCCGAUUCCUGAAUUCCUGUUGCUCUUGAAGCUGCCAGUUGGAAAGAUCGGGCGUAGACCAGAGAUGGAGCGCCCCUCUGAGACUGGGGCUGCCCAUGGUGCUCCCACCAGUCUCAGGAGACGGUGGUAAUGUUCGUCUGCCUGGAGUUCCCGGGCCUCCUCCUUCCUCUGACUUUCUCUGGGGUCAGACUUCUGCUGGAGCUGCCCAGGAGACUGUAGAGUCAGAGAAGCUAUGCCCAGAAUACCUGUGGAAGAUCUCGCCCCUAGGAUUCUGUCUCAGGUGUCAGUGCCACCAAGAUCUGGGCAUACCCACCCCCAACUCCAGCCCUGGACUUAGGACUGUUGAAGCCCCCUCCCCCCCAGUCUGUGUCGCCGGAACCAACAGUUGUCUCUGUUGAGACUGUGACUCAGAAAUCCUCCCAGAGGGGCAGGAAAGACAUCUGUGCCACAGCUUGGUUCCCUCCUGACCCUGCUUGGGGGUGGGGCACGAUAGGUCCACACUGUACUGGGUCAGCCUGUCCCGAUGCCUCUGGAGACAGGGGCAGAGAUGAGAGUUCUAUUAAACGUUGUUCAAACCAC